AUGACCGAUUCGGUGGUCGUGGAGGGAUACGCCAGACUCAAAGACGGGAAAAAGUGGAAAACUAGAUGGGUGGUUUUUCGCAAGCCGUCCCCCGUCGCAGAUUGCCUGGUCCUGCUGGUUUUUAAAGACGAGUCGGACAAAGCGGACGGGAACAAGGAAGGCCCCGACGUCACUCUGGAGGAGAUCUGCGGCCUGGAAAGCGGACGCCGGUGCGAGGGCGCUUUCUUUACGCUAGCCAUCCUGUGCCUGAGCCGGGCGGCCGUGCUGGCGUUCGACAGCGAGGAGACUCUGCGAGCGUGGGAGGUCCGUCUGCGCUACAGCCUCGGAGAAGUUCACAGGUUCGACGUGGGGGUUUUGGCGGGAACCAAGCUAGAGAGCGGCCCGGCAACUCUACACUUGUGCAACAACUUGCUGGCUCUCGCACGGGACGCGCCCCCCGUCGUGGUGGGCCACUGGAACCUUCCGGACCUGCGCCGAUACGGGCCCGUACCCAACGGAUUUGUGUUUGAGGGAGGAACGCGCUGUGGUUACUGGGCGGGCGUUUUCCUGCUCUCGUCUCGGGAGAGCGAGCAGAUCAGCUUUUUGUUCGACCGCAUCGUCCGGGGCGUCUCUCCGACCAGGGGCCCGCGACCCCUCCUGCCAGAUCCCAGCAGCAGUCGGACCGACGUUGAGGAGCGGCUGAACCACGAAACGCGGGAACUGGAGAAGCGACUGAGCGUGCUCUCCAAUCGCCACGGCGCGUCGCCCGUGUGCCGCGCGAACCCCGGGGACGACGGGCGCAACGUAUCCGGUUCCUCGGAAAGCUCGGACUCCCUCCGAUCGGACGGCGACCUCGCGGACGGCGACCUCGCGGACGGCGACCUCGCGGGGGCCCAAGCGGCGAGUCCGGAAAAGCGGCCGGCUAAUCGGAGCGGCGGGAACGCUCCCGAAGUCGGAGACCCGAGCGGGCGGCUUCUGGAAAUGGCUCGCCGGAGCUCUUUAGACAGCGGUAUUGCCACGGGUAGCCAUUCCUCUUACUCUGGAAGUUUCUCCUCGUGUACAGAAAGUCUUGACAUUAGCGGCGGCGAAGACUUUGGUUCAGUUUUUAGCUUACCUCCCCGCUCGGCUCAAGACCUCAGCCCGUGUUCUUGCCCCAACCUUUCGGGACGGGAGUACAAAGUUCCGACCUCGCUCAGGUAUCUGUACCACACUCCCAGGAGUCUGGCGCGGGACCGCCCUACUUUAGCUCACCAUCCCGUAACGGAGUCUUUAGAGGGGACGUCCGACGCUCACCCGAGGAGCACGAAAACGAGGGGGAGACCCCCUAGUGACGAUCCGGAAUCCGGCGCGACCAAAACCAUCUUGACCAUCUGCUCAGAAUGCGGCGGAUUUCAGGGGAUGCCCUUCAACCCUGCAAGUGCUGUGGCCAUACCCGCUUUACCAGCCAAAAUGCCCGACGGCGGAGAGGAGCGGCGCCGAGCCGAUCCCUCUUACGAGACGGCGGAGAGCCGCGCGCCAGGACCAAAGUCGGAGGCAGAUGAAAAAAGCAAGUACGAAAGCGUGCUCGGACACGGCGCGCAAAAGACGGAAGUGACUUACGUCAAUAUUCCCGUGAGUCCCACGUCCAAGAAGCAGCUCGACUACAUGGAGCUGGACCUGCAAGAGCCCGGCGCACGGGGGAAGGGAUCCGCCAAGUACGCUCAGAUCGACAUCGCCGCCACAGAGACGGCCCGCGAGGUGGGCACCCGGCACGCUCUGGGGCGUCAGGAGGGCCUGCGUACCCUGGAGCGGAGAAAAAAGGCCACGCCGCAUUGA
Messenger RNA from Nerophis lumbriciformis (worm pipefish), 1794 nucleotides. The record is from RefSeq and is a predicted model, not a curated record. Lineage: Eukaryota; Metazoa; Chordata; Actinopteri; Syngnathiformes; Syngnathidae.